AUGUUAAAGAAAUUCAGCCCCUUUUCGUUCUUGGGUUCACAAAAGAGAUACACUACAAGUGAACAUAAAAUUUUUGACAAGAUAAAAAAUUCAAUUAAGAGUCCUAAGAAUUCAAGACAUUCAUAUAAUGAGAAAGAUAAAAUUGAACUAAUAAAUAUUGAUAAUGAAAUUAUAAAUAAAGGAAAUAUUUCUUUUAAGUGUGAAUUAAUAAAUGAAGAUAUCACAAAAAAUUCUAAUAAAAAAGAUAAUAUUGAUGAAAUGAUAAAUGCUAAUAUAUAUGAUAAUCAUUUUAAUAUAAAUAAUAAAUAUAAUAAUGUAAUGUCUAAUGAUAAUAUAGAUAUAAAAUGUUUUAUUCGAGAAACUAUUGAUUACUAUAAAUCUUUACAAUUAAAAAAAAAACAAGAUCAUUUAAAUGUAUUCAAUGAGAAAAAAACAGAGUAUUCAAAUAUGAAAGAAGAUCAUAAUAAAAAUGAAAUAAUAAAUAAAAAAAUACAAGAUAAUAAUUUUAUUCUGGAUAAUAAAAAUGUUCAGAAUGGUGUAUAUAAUGAUAUUCAUUAUAAUAAUUAUAAUAGUAACAAAUAUAAAGAUAAUUCAAAUAGUCAAAAUAGUACAUAUGGUCAAACGUAUGAGUCCUAUAAUUUUUUAACUCCAGCACAGGUUUUUUUUGAAAAUAAUAAAGAAAAGCUCAUUCAAGAAAGCUAUAAAUAUUAUAAAGAAAGAGAAAAUAAUAUAAAUAAAGAUGAUUAUGUUUAUGAUGAAAAUGAAGAUUAUUAUAACUAUGCAAACAUGAAAAACCCUGUAAUAAGACCAAAUGAUAAAGAAGGUUUUUUAUUUAACUAUGAAGAUGAUGAUAAUAAUAAUAAUAAUAAUAAUAAUGAUGAUGAUGAAGAUAUGACAUUAGAAAAAGGUAUUAUGCCUACGAUUGAACAAAUUAUAUGUAUAUUAAAACAUGAAAAAGUAAAAGAUAUUAAAGUUAUAGACCUUGAUAAAUGUGGAAGAAGAGAUAUAGGUAUGUUUUUAAUAUUAUGUACAGGUAAUACAGCUAAACAUAAUAAAAAAGUAGGAAAAUUAAUAAGUAAAAUAUUUAUAGAUUUAGAAAUACCAUAUAUAUCUAAUGUAGUUUAUUGUUAUUGUAAUAAAUUUGAUGAAUGGAUAAUAACACAUUGUGGUCCUCUUAAAAUACAUAUUCUUACAGAAGAAUUAAGAAAUUUAUAUGAUAUAGAAAAUUUAUUUUUAUAUCCACAUGAACAUUUUGAUAAUACUAAUUUUCCUUCCUUUUUUGAUUACACACCUGGCAUACCACCUCCAUAUCUGGUGAGGAGUAAUGCUUCAAUGGAUUCUUAUAAAAAUGAUGACAUAUACAAUAAAUUCUUAACACAAAAAUGA
Messenger RNA from Plasmodium gaboni, 1386 nucleotides. RefSeq lists its product as hypothetical. Gene Ontology annotation, molecular function: ribosomal large subunit binding. The transcript has a single exon. Gene Ontology annotation, biological process: negative regulation of translation; negative regulation of ribosome biogenesis. The coding region runs from base 1 to 1386 and encodes 461 amino acids. NCBI's taxonomy places the organism in Eukaryota, Apicomplexa, Aconoidasida, Haemosporida, Plasmodiidae. The record is from RefSeq and is a predicted model, not a curated record.